AUGCAUCUUUUCCAUGCAGACGAACGUGUGGUGAGGUUGAUUGAUGUAAUUCGGCUGAUCCUUGCAGUGCCAAGAUUUCUAUCGAUAACGAUAAACCACAAAAAAGAAAUUCACCCCUCCAUCCGGCGCCAACAUUUGUACGCAGUCGGCUAUCUUUUCAAAGUGGCUUCGCUUCCUUUUCGAUUCAGAGCGGGCGGUAACAGCAAUAUGGCUCCCAUAGUUGCUCAGCAGCACCAUCACCGCAGCACGACCAAGCAGACGCAAAAAUCCUUCAAAUCCCGCCAUGCGUCCAAGGGCUCCCUGAAGGAAGCAUCCAAAGGCAAGGUUGAAACCUUCGAGCGGGGAAAUCGGAAAACACCCCAUCAGCAAGUCAUGUCCAAGUUCGACCGCCGAAACCGAGCAAAGCAGCUGCGCAUCAACAAGGAUAACGAGCAUGCAAAGGCAAUCAAUGUCUUCGCCGGAAAAGACGGUGCGCCGAGGAUCGUUGCUGUUGUACCGUUGUGCAAAGAUGUUUCGUCUGCGGGCGCUGUACGAAGCCUAAACGCAAGUUUGGAUAUCGAAGACGAGGUCCCUGAAGCUGGCUGGACACGCGUCAACGUCGAUCGCUUCAAGCAGAAAAUACAGUAUUUGGUUGUCCAGAGGGAUCUCCUGGCGUCUCUGGAUGCCUGCCGCAUAGCCGACUUCGUGGUGUUCAUACUUUCUGGGGAGGAAGAGGUGGACGAGGAAGGCGAAUUGAUACUCAAGGCAGUUGAAAGUCAGGGUAUCUCCAACUGUUUCACGGUGGUGCAGGCCUUGGAUAAGAUUGAGCCCGCAAAGCGCCGACCCCAAGUUGUUUCCUCCCUCAAGUCCUACAUCACCCACUGGCUACCAACCACCGAGCGAGUUUUCUCUCUUGACUCGAGACAGGAAUCCAACAACCUGGUCCGCUCGAUAUGCACCACUACAACUAAAGGUGUAAAGUGGCGAGAGCAGCGAAGUUACAUGUUUAUCGAAGACAUUGCGUGGGCAGGGGGCAAGUCUGCGGUUAACGAGGAUGGCACGGGAGAGGUUGUUAUCACAGGUGUCGUGAGGGGCCAGGGGUUGAAGGCAGACCGACUUGCCCAAGUCGGUGACUGGGGUGAUUUCCAGGUCGAGAAAAUCGUCGCGGCACCAUUGGAAGCCCGGAAGAAAACAAAGGACGACAGCAUGGCCCUAGAUACAGAGGGCGAUGAUGUUCUUGAGAGACCCAGCGAAGAUCAAGACGACCUUGCAGAUCUCGCGCCAGAGGAAACCAUCAUGGAAGACGCAACGACUUAUACACCCUCUGUUGCACCCUCUGAGAGGAAGGGUGUCUUACUCGACGAUCAUCACUACUUUUCCGACGAAGAGGACGAGACCGCACCAACUCGAACCAGACGGUUACCAAAAGGAACCAGUAAAUACCAGAGUGCUUGGUACAUUGAUGAUGUAUCCGAUUCUGGCUCAGAUCUGGAGGAUUUCGACAUGGAGGAUGCCGACGAACUGGACAAGCCGGAAACUUUCGAGCCAGCCGAUGGCGAGGAAGGCAUGGAUGUUGAUGGGAGAGCCAUGACCGAGGGUGGUCCCUCAGAAUAUCCACAGUCUGAGAUGUUCCUAGAUCCCUCACCCGAGGAUGAGGCUGAGCAGAUUGAAGCGUACCGGAAGUCAAGAAAGAACGAGGCUGAUGAAGAUCUGGAGUUCCCUGAUGAAAUUGAGCUUCACCCCAACGUAAACGCUCAAGAAAGGCUUAUUCGAUAUCGCGGGCUGAAGAGUCUGAAGACGAGCGCCUGGGAAACUGAGGAAGACCGCCCAUAUGAGCCCAAUGAGUGGCCUCGUCUUCUCGAGAUCUCAGACUAUAAGCGGACGGCCACCAAGUUCAUGCGCGAAGCUUGGGCGGGUGGUGUGAAGCCUGGCACCAGAGUCAACGUUCACAUUCGAGGCGUUCCUCUGUCCUUCCAAGGGUCCAGACCACUUGCGAUGUAUUCAUUGCUUCGACACGAGCACAAGAAGACAUCUUGCAAUUACAGCAUUUUGCUUAGCUCAGAGUAUGAAGGCAACGUGAAAGCCAAGACAGAGAUGGUCGUACAGUGUGGACCACGUCGCAUGGUCAUUAACCCGCUUUUCUCGCAAGCCGGCAACACCCCGAACAAUGUACACAAGUUUGACCGAUUCCUGCACCCGGGGCAAUCGGCGAUAGCCUCAUUCAUAGGCCCCCUUACAUGGGGGAAUGUACCGGUUCUUUACUUCGAACGCACCACCGGACAGUCGUCCGAAGAGAUGGACUCCGACGUACAGCCAGCCGAUUCCACUUCUCGUUCCUCACUCCGUCUUAUCGGGACAGGCACAUCACUCCCACCUUCGAUGAACCGUGUUAUCGCGAAGCGCAUAAUCUUGACCGGUCAUCCUUACAAGAUCAAUAAGCGCAUCGUUACCGUGCGCUACAUGUUCUUCAAUGAUAUAGAUGUCAAGUGGUUCAAGAGCUUGCCUCUCUGGACCCGACGCGGAAGAAGCGGUUUCAUUAAGGAGAGUCUCGGUACACACGGAUAUUUCAAAGCAACGUUCGAUGGCAAGAUCAACCCUAUGGAUGCUGUGGCCGUCAGUUUGUACAAGCGUGUGUGGCCGCGAACUGCGAAGAUGUGGCAGGCGUGA
Messenger RNA from Periconia digitata, 2646 nucleotides. The record is from the annotation of a GenBank genome assembly. Lineage: Eukaryota; Fungi; Ascomycota; Dothideomycetes; Pleosporales; Periconiaceae.